This is a messenger RNA of Carassius carassius (crucian carp), 1333 nucleotides long. Its product is annotated as ribonuclease P protein subunit p30-like. Gene Ontology annotation, cellular component: nucleolar ribonuclease P complex; ribosome. The coding region runs from base 147 to 944 and encodes 265 amino acids. Gene Ontology annotation, molecular function: structural constituent of ribosome; RNA binding. Gene Ontology annotation, biological process: translation; tRNA processing. The transcript has 11 exons. The record is from RefSeq and is a predicted model, not a curated record. NCBI's taxonomy places the organism in Eukaryota, Metazoa, Chordata, Actinopteri, Cypriniformes, Cyprinidae.
ACUCACGUGGUACAUACUUCUGGUUUACGCUUCAACGUGCAGUCUUGUUUGUGCAUGUGGCAUUACAUUUGUUGAAUUGUUUUACAUUUAUGCGAUAAGAAGUAAACGUUAUAUACAUUUUCUGUUGUAAAAAUAGUGGAAGAAAAAUGUCUGUGUUUAUGGAUCUAAACAUCAUCAGCAGUAAUGAUAAGAACAGACUCAGAAGCAUCGUAGAGACAGCUGCGCACCUUGGCUACUCAACAGUUGCAAUAAACUAUGUGGUGGAACCACAACAGAAGAAACAGGAAAUUCCUAAGCCACAGAGUGUGUCAGACCUAUUUGAUAAAUUCCCAGUAGUGCAGGGCAAAUCUUCUCCCAUCAAAUUACUGAAUCGAUUGACCAUCAUAGCCUCUGAUGCUUCUCAUUUUAGACCAACCAACGAAUACAAAAGCUUUGACCUUGUGGCAGUGUAUCCCAAGACAGAAAAACUCUUUCAUGCAGCCUGCAUGACUUUUGAUGUGGACAUUAUCUGCAUUGCAGUGGCUGAAAAACAGCCCUUCCAUUUUAAAAGGGCUCCAGUUAAUGGGGCUAUUGACAGGGGAGUUUUCUUUGAGACAUGUUAUGCGGCAGCCAUCAGAGACACUACUACGAGAAGAUACACCAUUGCCAAUGCCAUCAGCCUCAUGGAAGUCUGUAAAGGAAAAAAUAUCAUAGUGUCCAGUGGAGCAGAAAGACAUCUUGAGUUGAGGGGCCCAUAUGACAUUGCCAAUUUAGGGCUUUUGUUCAGCCUGUCUGAGGGAGAUGCCAAAGCUGCUGUUUCUGCUAACUGUCGAUCUGUCUUGCUUCAUGGAGAGACGAGAGCCACUGCAUCUGGUGUUAUUUACACCAUGAAGAAACCAAAAACUCCCCAGAAGCAAGAAGAAGAAUCUCCAUUAUCUAAAAAGGCCAAAACUGAAUUAACAUAGCCAGUAUUCCAGCAUGCAUGUGUUCAUUACCUUUUUUUUUUUUAAAUUUAAGGUUAAUAUUCCCAGAAUCCCCUUUCCUUAGUCUUUCAAUCCACUUUAAAUUGAAAGAAAACACAGAUAUUAUAAAAAUGACAUUUAGUCAAGUUUUAAAGGAAUUGAAAACAGAAUUUACAGAUACAUGUACAGAUAAAUGAUUAGACUAGUAUAAAAUUUCUCAUCUAAUAAGUGCAUUCUGUAAUAACCAUUUAGAAUGUCAAAAAACACCACCAUGCUCUCACUGAAUCUAAUCUCAGCAGUAGAGCGAUUUCAGACAAUGCAUUUACAUGUGAAGUAAAUGAAAUUACAUUCUUUUCUGCCUUAUUUAUGGUAUAAAUAAAAAGUUAAAGUAC